Calypte anna (Anna's hummingbird) is the source of this 2832-nucleotide messenger RNA. RefSeq names its product RNA binding motif protein 12B (gene RBM12B). The record is from RefSeq and is a predicted model, not a curated record. The transcript has 3 exons. Gene Ontology annotation, molecular function: RNA binding. The coding region runs from base 178 to 2253 and encodes 691 amino acids. NCBI's taxonomy places the organism in Eukaryota, Metazoa, Chordata, Aves, Apodiformes, Trochilidae. Gene Ontology annotation, biological process: regulation of RNA splicing. Gene Ontology annotation, cellular component: nucleoplasm; ribonucleoprotein complex.
CGCGGGGUUGGGGGGCAGCGGAGGAGGACGCCAUCUUGGUGGUGCUGUGCGGGAGCUUCGGGGAGCGGGGCUCGGCGCCGAGCCGGUCCUAGUGCCGUGUCCGUUAAUUUGAUUUUACAGACUUUAUCAGGUCUUCAAAGCAGAAACAGGUGAUUUUUGCUGUGGGUUGAGCUCAGCAUGGCUGUAGUCAUCCGUUUACAGGGGCUUCCUGUUGUUGCGGGUCCUGCAGAUAUUCGUCGUUUCUUCUUGGGAUUGAAUAUUCCUGAUGGAGGUGUGCAUAUUAUUGGAGGAGAGAUGGGGGAGGCUUUUAUUAUAUUUGCAACAGAUGAAGAUGCACGGCGUGCCAUGAGCUGUUCAGGAGGGUUUAUCAAGGACUCGCGCAUAGAUCUCUUUCUCAGCAGCAAGGCUGAAAUGCAGAGUACCAUAGAAAUGAGCCGUAAACGGUUUGAUCGCUCUAGAAGAACAGGUACUAAUGGUUCUGGUGCCUCGGGUGUUGGAGACAUUCCACAUUUAGUCACACCUUUUCCAAAAGGAAUGAGCAAAGCUGGUUACAGUCCACCAAGUCACCCGGAGGCUGCUUUCCAUACCAAUGGCACAAGACACGGUGAUUUAGGUAUGCCCAAGUCAAGCUAUCAGUCAAGGAAGGAUUGUGUUCCCUUUAACCCAGAUGAUCUUUACUUAUUUCUCCGGGGUAUACCUUACUCUGCAACAGAAGAUGAAGUACGUGCUUUCCUUGCUGGGAUAGACGUGGAUGGAGUGAUUCUGAUAAAGCAUCGCAAUGGUUUGAACAAUGGGAAUUGCUUGGUAAAAUUUGCUACGCCUGCUGAUGCCUUAGAGGGACUUAAACGUCAUAGGCAGUACAUGGGUCAGAGAUUUAUAGAAAUAAGCCCAUCUACAGAGGAACGGUGGAUUGAGUAUGGUGGGAGAGUAGACAUGCCAGAUGAAAUGGAUCACUUUUUGUGUGAAGAUCACUCUCCCAGAAGCCCAGGCUACAUGCACUUAAGGAAGCAUUCUCAUUCAAGAUCACCAAGGAGACAAAGAACACGUUCUCGCUCACCUCCCAGCCAGGAAUAUUACAUACACUUAAGGAAUUUAUCUAUUAAUUUGGAGAAGAGAGAUUUGAAAGCUUUUUUUCCUGGUCUGGAUAUAUGCAGCAAACAAAUCAAGCUUCUAACAGAUAAGCAUCAGAGGAGGACUAGAGAUGCUUUUGUGAUGUUAAGGAGUGAGAGAGAUUAUCAGGCUGCUUUGGAAUGUCAUAGAAAGGUUCUUCUCAAUCGUUCUGUUUACAUUUUUCCAAUUUCAAAAAAGUCAAUGUUGAAAAUAAUUGAUUCUUGUGAGAGGAAGAGAUCACAGGACAGAGAACAUCUGGGACAGGCCUUAUCAGAAAAAAGUUAUCGGGAAGGUCAUUCUGGCCCUAAGACGUGUGCUUAUGUAAGGAAUUUGCCAUUUGAUGUGUCAAAACUUGAAGUGCAAAAGUUCUUUGCAAGAUUUGAUGUUGAUGAAGAUGAUAUUUACUUGCUCUAUGAUGACAAAGGAGUUGGGCUGGGAGAAGCACUAGUGAAGUUUAAGUCUGAAGAACAAGCCAUGAAAGCAGAAAAUUUGAAUCGUCGAAGGUUCUUGGGGACGGAGGUGUUAGUAAGACUUAUAUCAGAAGAGCAGAUGGAGAAGUUUGGUGUAACUGUGCCAUUGUCUGCACCAAGAGAAAUGCAGGGUCAUUCACAUCCAUAUGAUAGAGGUGAGCUUUCCCGCCCAGUUGGUUCACCAUCUGGGCCACCACAAGGGCCACCCAUGCAUUCCUUUGGUCCCCCUGGGAACUUCAGGCAUCCUUCUGAAUUUAGGCACCCCCCUGAGGACUUCAUGUGCCCUCCUAAGGAUUUUAGAGGUCCUCCACCCCUCAUGGAUUUUGGUGGUGAGAGUGAACAUUUUGGCAGAAUGGAAUUCGGGAAUAAUAAAAUGGGGAAUUUUCCUGAAGGAAGAUUUAUGCCGGAUCCAAAUUUCAGUGGUGGUUCUGAUCAUGUGGUUCCUAUUCGAUUGAAAAAUUUACCUUUUAAAGCUACUCCUAAUGAGAUUCUGGAUUUUUUCUAUGGCUACAGAGUCAUACCAGAGUCAGUUUCUGUACAGUAUAAUGAGCAUGGAUUACCUUCGGGUGAUGCCAUUGUUGCUAUGACAAACUAUGAGGAAGCUAUGGCUGCUAUUAAUGAACUGAAUGAUAGGCCAAUUGGUUCACGGAAAGUUAAGUUGAGCUUGCUGUAAAGGAGGAAAAGAUGCUCUAGAAUGAAACACUCUAGAUUGGACAGUAUUGACAGUAAUUCUCACUUUUUUAAUUACUGGAAGAUGCAGAAGAAACUGUUCCUAUCACCGGUUGUAAAUAAUAACUAGUUCAGUUGUUUAGCUCUUGGUUGAAAUACCUGUAUGGUUAAGAGAACUGUAUUGUGCCUACUUCUUGUGGCAAACGAGCCCAGAAGUUCUGGAGGACACUGAAUGUCUAACAUCAAGGUAUAAUGACAUGGAGUUCUAAUGCUUUGGGUUUCUUUUUUAGUUUGCUGUAAUUCCGUGUCCCGUGAGUUUGCAUCAAAUAAAAAUAUAAGUGUUGGUUGAUUUACCACACGAACGGUUCAAACAACAAUUUCAGUGCUACCUGCAUUAGUAAAUAGCACUUCUUACUGAGGUUAGCUUAAUAAAAUUUAAUUUUUUAAAAUUUUUUAUUUGUGUGAACUGUUCAGGUUUUCCUUGGUUUCAUAUGGUUGCAGACAUUCCUGUUUAAAGAUAGAAGAGCUUUCUGUUCACAUUAGCUAGCUUUGCAAUUUUUUAAAAAUAAAAACUAAAUUGACA